This is a messenger RNA of Mandrillus leucophaeus (drill), 1183 nucleotides long. Its product is annotated as retinol dehydrogenase 14. NCBI's taxonomy places the organism in Eukaryota, Metazoa, Chordata, Mammalia, Primates, Cercopithecidae. The record is from RefSeq and is a predicted model, not a curated record. The transcript has a single exon. The coding region runs from base 155 to 715 and encodes 186 amino acids.
AAGUUCCCAUUUUUAUUAAAAUGUAAUUAUCAUGAACAGAAAAAGCAAUACAAGGCAUGUGUUCUUAAUUCUGCCAUUCUCUUUUUGACAUUUAAAGGAAGAGCCUAGGCUGGAUGUCUUGAUCAAUAAUGCAGGGAUCUUCCAGUGCCCUUACAUGAAGACUGAAGAUGGGUUUGAGAUGCAGUUUGGAGUGAACCAUCUGGGGCACUUUCUACUCACCAAUCUUCUCCUUGGACUCCUCAAAAGUUCAGCUCCCAGCAGGAUUGUGGUAGUUUCUUCCAAACUUUAUAAAUAUGGAGACAUCAACUUUGAUGACUUGAACAGUGAACAAAGCUAUAAUAAAAGCUUUUGUUAUAGCCGGAGCAAACUGGCUAACAUUCUUUUUACCAGGGAACUAGCCCGCCGCUUAGAAGGCACAAAUGUCACCGUCAAUGUGUUGCAUCCUGGUAUUGUACGGACAAAUCUGGGGAGGCACAUACACAUUCCACUGUUGGUCAGACCACUCUUCAAUUUGGUGUCAUGGGCUUUUUUCAAAACUCCAGUAGAAGGUGCCCAGACUUCCAUUUAUUUGGCCUCUUCACCUGAAGUAGAAGGAGUGUCAGGAAGAUACUUUGGGGAUUGUAAAGAGGAAGAAUUAUUGCCCAAAGCUUUGGAUGAAUCUGUUGCAAGAAAACUCUGGGAUAUCAGUGAAGUGAUGGUUGGCCUGCUAAAAUAGGAACAAGGAGUAAAAGAGCUGUUUAUAAAACUGCAUAUCAGUUAUAUCUGUGAUCAGGAAUGGUGUGGCUUGAGAACUUGUUACUUGAAGAAAAAGAAUUUUGAUGUUGCAGUAGCACUGCUAAGAGGUACAUGUGGAUAUUUUGGAGUUACUGAAAAAUUAUUUUUGGGAUAAGAGAAUUUCAGCAAAGAUGUUUUAAAUAUAUAUAGUAAGUAUAAUGAAUAAUAAGCACAAUGAAAAAUACAAUUAUAUUGUAAAAUUAUAACUGGGCAAGAAUGGAUGACAUAUUAAUAUUUGUCAGGAUUAAGUGACUUAAAGUGCUAUCAAGAGGUUUUUCAAGUAUUUUUGAGUUUCAUGGCCAAAGUGUUAACUAUUUUUACUAUGAUGUUUGGUGUUUGUGUGGAAAUAAUCUGCCUGGUAUGUGCACACAAGUCUUACUUGGAAUAAAUUUACUGAUACAAAUUCUUA